AGUACAUGAGGUACAUCGGGUUCACGACCGUUACCGUUUACAUAUUACUAUCAUUGAUGUCUCUCCCAGUGUUGUUGCUACGUAGCAAAAAUAGAAGCCACCUGUGUAACGAGAGAUAAAAAAUUCAUUCAUAGCCUCAUAUGCCAGCUGACGUCACGGUGCAAUUUCAUAUCAUGAUAUCUUUCGAAACUCCCGGCGGGCAAACCCGGUCCCGUCUCCGUCUCUCUAUCGUCUCUAUCCCUUUCGUCGAAUCAUCUGACAUUUUACCUUACACUAUCAUUGUUCCAUUCAAUGCUUAACUUCAAUGUUUACAAGAUCAUCCUACGCAGCUAUCCGUCUCACUGUUAUCCGUCUCGGACGUCUGCAAGUAUUACUCACUAUCUAGUCUCUAGAUACCAGUGACAUACUCACCACUUUUCAACAGAAAGGAAGCUGUCAACGCUGUAGUCAUCACCACUCCUUUACCAAAAUGCCCCCCGAGAACCGCGCCGCGUACCUCGUCAGCACGAGAGCGAAACCGCUCGUCGUCAAGCCUGCUCCGUACACGCCCCCCGGCCCCGACGAAAUCGUCGUCAAGAACGGCGCCAUCGCCGUCAACCCCGUCGACUACGGCAAGCAGCUCGGCGGCGACCACAUGUUCACCUGGAUCAAGUACCCCUUUGUGCUCGGCAGCGACGUGGCGGGCGAGGUCGUCGAGGUCGGCGUCGGUGGCAAAGCUGCGCAGCUGUUCAAGCCGGGUGAUCGUGUCGUGGGCCACGCCGUCGGCAUGGACAAGCGCUCCGCGAAGGCUUCGGAGGGCGCCUUCCAGCUGUACUCGGUCCUGAGAAGCCACCUCGCGAGCAAAAUUCCCGACGACUUGUCGGAUGAAAAGGCGUGCGUGUUACCGAUGGGUAUAUCCACCGCCGCCUCCGCCCUCUUCAUCAAGGACAACGUCGGCCUGCAGCACCCGACAUCGAGCUCACCUCCGCCUGACGGUGUCGUCAUCGUGUGGGGCGGCUCAACCAGCGUCGGCUCCAACGCGAUCCAGCUCGCCAAAGCCGCGGGCUACGAAGUCUUCGCCACGGCCUCGCCCAAGAACUUCCAGUACGUCAAGGAUCUGGGCGCGUCGCAGGCGUACGACUACCGCGACCCGCAGACGCCUUCUACCAUCAUCGCGCAGCUGAAGGGACGGACGUGCGCGGGCGCGAUCGCGAUCGGCAACGGGUCCCUGGAAGCGUGCAUCGACAUCGUGGCCGCGGUGCCGGGCCGCAAGUUCGUCGCGCAGGCGUCGGUGCCGCUCGACGCGGCGAAGCUGCCGUCGAGUGUCCUUGGCGUCGCGGGCGUCAUGCUGGGGUACGUGAAGUGGAACGUGGCGGUUGCGAUGCGAGCGAGGUUCAAGGGCGUGGGCACGAAGUUCAUCUGGGGCACGGAUCUCAUGUCGAAUGAGGUGGGCGCGAUGAUCUACAAUGACUUCUUGCCGAAGGCGCUGGCGAGGGGGGAGUACCAGGCCAAGCCGGACCCGCAGGUCGUGGGGAAGGGGCUGGAGCAUGUGCAGGAUGCGUUGGAUACGAAUAUGAGGGGGGUGUCGGCUGCGAAGGUUGUUGUGACUCUUUAAUAAUGUACCUAGGUACAAAGAGAGCAGUAUUUACGCAUAGGUGUACGGAAAGUGCCAGAUAGUAACUUGUACCAAAAUAUAAUUCUAGAUCAUAGUCUGAACA
Hypoxylon fragiforme is the source of this 1697-nucleotide messenger RNA. Its product is annotated as zinc-binding oxidoreductase CipB. Gene Ontology annotation, molecular function: oxidoreductase activity, acting on NAD(P)H. The transcript has a single exon. Lineage: Eukaryota; Fungi; Ascomycota; Sordariomycetes; Xylariales; Hypoxylaceae. The coding region runs from base 470 to 1594 and encodes 374 amino acids. The record is from RefSeq and is a predicted model, not a curated record.